This is a messenger RNA of Epinephelus moara (kelp grouper), 5127 nucleotides long. It is a transcript of the gene gcfc2, whose product is annotated as GC-rich sequence DNA-binding factor 2. The record is from RefSeq and is a predicted model, not a curated record. Gene Ontology annotation, biological process: mRNA splicing, via spliceosome. The transcript has 18 exons. Gene Ontology annotation, cellular component: nucleus. Lineage: Eukaryota; Metazoa; Chordata; Actinopteri; Perciformes; Serranidae. Bases 63 to 2678 code for a protein of 871 amino acids. Gene Ontology annotation, molecular function: DNA binding.
UUUCUGACGUAACGUACAACGGUUCAGUUCUGGUUUACAACCUCCAUGUAAGUGAAGCGAAAAUGUUCAAUAAAAAGCCUCGGAGGAACUUUCGGCAGAGAAAGGAGAACUCCAGUGACGAGGAGGACGAGCAGAAGGACAGAGGAGACGGAGAAGGAAAUGAGAAAGCUCCAACUGCGGUAAAUAAGCCGUCCAAACCGGCCCAGGGCCGCGGCAUUACAUGCAGUUCCAAGCGGGAAGCGACGCCGACCAAGCCGGACAGCAGUGACGGAGAAGACGGGGAGACGGUGGAAGCGACAGAAGAAAGAGAGGAGAGGAAGAAAGAUAAAGAUGGGGCUAAGAAGACUGCCAACUCCAUCCUUAGUUUCUCUGACGACAAAGAAGCUGAGGGACCAACAUUUAAACUGAAGAAGUCCUCUGAUAAAGCUGUGCUGUUCCAAGUAAGAAAGAAGGAGGCUUCACCAGCCAAGACCACCCAAAGCCGAGGCCCAGCAGGUGGAGGUGUCUCACCAUCUGCUUCUCCCAGGCAAGAAUAUGGUAGUCAGGCAUCACCACGUCCUCUGCACCAUAAUGAUGACAGUGAUGGUGAUGACGACGAUGAUGAUGAUGACAACAAUGAUUAUAGUGACAGUGAUGAAGGCGAUGCCAGGUCUCCAUCAAGUAGCUCAGCCUCAAACUCCAGCCGCUCUGCCAUUAAACCAGUCGUUAUCCCUAAUGCUAGAGAGAUCGAGGCAGCCAGGAGGCAGCGUCAUGCCGCUCGAGCCCAGAAAGAAUAUAUUUCCCUGGAUAGAGAUGGCCACAGCUCUGCUGGUAGCACUCCAGAUCACUACAGCAGAGAGGAUGAAGAAGAUAGGGUUGAUGAUGAUGACGACGAGCCAGAUGAUCAUGAGAGAAGAAUUGAGUUUGCCCCACGAUUAAAGAGCAUCAAGGAGAGGAUUGCUGAGAAACUUGGAAGUGAUGGCAGCCUCUCAGGAACUGAUGGAGAAGAGCAGGAGCUUUGGGAGGAGACACAAAUUGAGAAGGGAGUCAAGAGACGGCCAGGAGAACAGAGUCCAUCUGGCAGUGAGUCCAGCAGCAACAGUAGCAGCAGGCGCAACAGACGACCACAUAAGAAAAGAUCAACAGGGGUCAGAAUCCCAAAGACUCUCCCUCCCAUCACUGUCUCAAUGGUCAAGAAGAGGAUCACUGGAAAACUAGACUCCCUGAAGGAGGUGCACAGAGCACGGCAGGCAGAGCUGAGGAGGAUGGAGGGCGAUGUUGAGAGUGCUAAAACCUCCAUGGAGUCUCUGGAGGAAAGUUUUUCAGAGAGGCAGCUGAGGUUCUACAGGGCCACGACUCUCUAUGUCCACAACCUGGUGGAGUGUCUGCAGGAGAAGGUCAUUGAGAUCAACUCACUGGAACUGGAGCUGCACUCUGCACUGUCUGACCAGAUGGAUGCGCUGUUGGAUAAGAGACGACAGGGAAUAAAGGAGCAGGCUGACCGCCUGCAGCAGCUCAGCUAUAGCACAGAUGAGCAGAGUGGAAGCUCCACCAAUGGAACAGAAACACUAAGCAAAGCAGAUUCUGGUUUUAAAGCUGAAGAAGAUUUUGCAUUACCUGAAGACACACAUCCCUCAGCAGAAGAGGAGGAGCAGCUCCAGAAGAAGAUAGCUGACAUCCUAUCGAGGUCCCAGGCAGUGUUUUCUGAUGUCCAGGACGACUUCCGCGACGCUAAGAAGAUUCUGUCCCGCUUUGAAGAAUGGAGAGUGUCUUACUCUGACUCUUACCACAAUGCCUACAUCUCUCUGUGUCUGCCCAAACUGUUGAACCCCAUCAUAAGACAUCAGCUACUGGUGUGGAACCCACUAAAGGACAGCAGUGGGGACUUUGAAAACCUCCCAUGGUUCACAGCGGUGGAGACUUUCUGUCAUGGUCACGGCCAUGAAGAGCUGGAGAACACAGACAGACAGACACUGUCUAAUGUCAUAGAGAGGACCGUCCUACCCAAAAUAACAGCCUACGUGGAGCUGGUGUGGGAUCCCAUGUCCCAUCAUCAGUCAGUCUGUCUGUCUGAUGUGUGUCACAGACUGAAGGAGGACUAUUCCAUCUUUGAAGGAGAUCAGAGUAAACCGGUCAAGGCAUUCAAAGAGGCUGUGAUCAGCCGACUGAGGAGCUGCGUAGAUGAAGAUGUCUUCAUCCCUCUGUACCCCAAAAAGUUCCUUGAGGAUCAGUCGUCUCCCCAGUGUCGCUUCAGGGAUCACCAGUUCUGGACGGCCGUAAAACUACUAGGUAACAUGGGAAAAUUGGAUUCGCUGCUUCCUGAGUCUGUGUUAAAGGAGCUGAUGUUGGACAAGCUGCUGAACAGAUACCUGAUGAUCACCUUAUGCAGUCAGACACUGCACAACAACGCUGUCCAUGCCUGCAGAAAGAUAGCAGAUAGUCUGCCACUCUCUUGGUUCAAAGAAGAGGAUGCCUGUUUGCCUCAGCUCCAGAAUUUCAAAAACCACCUAGUUCAGAAAGCUCAUACCAUCUGCAAACAGCACCCUCCUGAGGAUCCAAACACCAGGUCUUCUGUGGUUGAAGUGCUGCAGAUUUUGAGCAGAAUCAGGUGUAACGACUCCAUCAUGGCGAUAGCAGAGAAAUACCACUAUGAAGAUUUGAUCUACUCACACCAGCUGCUGAACCAAGAGACUGUCUGAACAACAGAUGCUGCAGAGUGGAAGGUGGAUCAAACAGCAACACAGUACACUGUAAUACUGAAAGCAGCUGUCAAAGACAUUACACAGCGAGAGAGGAGCCGAGUGGGCUCUGCCUUGUGUAAAAGGUUGCUGAACUAGAGCACAUAUGGGAAGAGCCAUAAGAGCAAUUAUGUCUUCUAAUAGUGGAUACUCGUCAGACCAGCACUUUGGCCAAAAUACAGAAUGAAAACCAUGGACACAUGUAAUGGUGUAUGUGGAGGUGACGCCAGCUGUUUGAACCUACAAAUGGUUCAAAUGACUUUUUUAACAAAGGAAACUGCCAAGAAAAACUGUGUGGGGAAAGGAAUUCACCAUCCUGCCAUUUUUAGUCAUGAACAGUUUACUACUACGAUCUGUUUUGUACUGGAGAUAAUUGUAUAUUUAUGAAUAAACAUCUGAAUUUUGUUAAAAUACAGGGUGGUUGUGGGUACUUACAAAGUCUUGCUAGUCUUAAAUUCAGAUUAAAUGGAUCCUAAUUGUUUUUUAGUUCAUCACUGCAAGAAUUUACGGUAACCAAGGCAGUAACAGGAGGGAAACACUAAUUGGCAGGGGAGUGGACUUCAGCACAUCACCUGUAUGUGCACAGUGCCUCAAUUUUCACCCCCUCCAUGCAUUAAGAUCACACAGUGAAUCUGCAUCAUUAAACUAAGGUCUUACGAGCCAUUUUGUUAGUUUAUGGAAGUAGGGAAAUGCAGGUUUAACAACAAAUUGCUUGAGAAUAUUGGUGGAAGAAGUUCUCAGAUCUUUUCCUUAGGUAAAAAUACUAAUAUAACAUUGUAAAAAAUAUAAAAGUAAAUGUCCUGCAUUCAGAAAUUUAAUUCAGUAAAUGUACAAAAGUAUUCGCAUCAAAAUGUACUUAAAAUAUCAAUAGUAAAAGUACUCCUUAAUGCAGAAUGGCCCAUUUCAGAAUAAUAUAUAUUAUUAUUAUCAUUGAUGCAUCAGUGAGUUCAUCACUUAAAUGUUGCAGCUGGUAAAGAUGGAGCUCAUUUAAAUUACUUCACACACUGCUAUAUAGUCUCAUCUAUAAUGAUCACACUUUAUCAAAUUUAUAUUUUGUAUUCUGAAUCUACAAAGUAACUAAGUUGACAGAUAAAUGUGGUGAAAUAAAAAGUACAAUAUUUGCUCCCAAAAUGUGAAGUUUCAGCACAAAGUAGCAUAAAAUGGAAACACUCAAAAUUCAACUUAACCACAGGACAAGAGUACAGGUGCAUCACAAAAAAUUGAAUAUUGUGAAAAAGCUCAAUAUUUCUUGUCAGUUAGUGCAGAAAUUGAAAAUUGUUGUAUAUAUUCUGGACUCUCAGACCCGACAAUACAGAUGAGCUGACGGCUGCUUUCAAAGAAACCUGGGCCUCCAUAACAUCUCAGUAGUGCCACAGGCUGAUUGCCUCCAUGCCACGCUGCAUUGAUAUAGUACUUUGUGCAAAAGGAGCCGCGACCAAGUAUUGGGUGCAUAAAUGACCAUAAGGUUGACAUUUCUGUAUCAUAAAUUCUUUUUUUGAUUGGUCUUAGUAAUAUUCUAAUAUUUUGAGAUACUGGGUUUUUAAUUUUUCAUGAGCUGUAAGCUGUAAUCAGCUAAAUUAAAACAAAAAAGGCGGGGCGUCGGUGGCUGCGAGGCCGUUUACAUGUACACGGUGAUUUUGAUAAACGGAGACAUCUUCCUUCGUUUGUGCCCUUCGUUUACACGCAAACGGAGAUUUCUCCUCUGAAAACGAGUCUUUCUAAAAACUCCGGCCAGAGUGGAGAUUUUGGAAAACUCCGGUUGCGCGUUUGCAUGUAAACUGAGAUAAACGGAGAUAAACGGAGUUAUAGGCAGCCGACGUCACAGUAUGCGCCGGAACUUGCGCCUGUGUCAAAAGUGCGACCUAUGUUGCUAUGGUGACAAUGGAUACAUGGAAGGCUUGAGCUUCUCGUUACACUGCCACCUACAGGUUUGGCAUGCUCUUGUGUAUAUAUACACGGGUAAGUGUAAACGAAGAUCUCUUUGAAAACGGAGACGGUGAAAUGUCCGUUUAUGAAAAUAGCCGGCAACGUGUAAACGGCGUCUCUGUGGUAGAGCAGGCGCCCCAUGUACAAGGCUGUUGCCGCAGCGACCUGGGUUCGAAUCCAGCCUGUGGCCCUCUGCUGCAUGUCACUCCCUCUCUCUCUCCCCCCUUCACACUUGUCUGUCCUGUCAAAUAAGGCUAAAAAUGCCCAAAAAUAUCUUUAAAACAAAAAAGGCUUGAAAUAUUUCACUUAUGUUUAAUGAAUCUAGAAUAUAUGAAAGUUUUCUUUUUAGUAAGGGGGAAAAAAAUAACUUUUCCAUGAUAUUCUAAUGUUUUGAGAUGCACCUGUGUAUGUACUUACUUAUCAUCAAUGUCUUUCAUCUUAUUCAUGAAUUGACAUCAAUGUGUUUGCUUGGAAAGAAAGUAUA